Molecule: messenger RNA, 596 nt
Organism: Cuscuta epithymum
Lineage: Eukaryota; Viridiplantae; Streptophyta; Magnoliopsida; Solanales; Convolvulaceae
Source: the annotation of a GenBank genome assembly
CCGGAGGAGGACGAGCUGUUGGAACAUGAGUGAAGGCUCCGCGGUUUUUCUUGUUUUCUCGUGAUAGGUUUCGGCCGACGAUGAUGAAGCUUUGCUCGUCCGCGAUGCUAACAGGGGGCGAGUCCAAGGAGAUAGCGGCGUCCAUGGCAGAUUUCAUGCAAUCAUGGAAAGGCUUGGAUCUUGAGGAGGAGAUGGAGGGCAAGGAGCGGCCGGAAAAUUGUGAAGAGCUCAUCGAGGGGGAAGACAGAACGAUAGGGGAUCUCCUACGGGCGAAAGAAGACAAAGAGAUGUUGAUUCGUCCCCCACUCCCCCUCCUGAACCGCCGCCAAGAAGGAAUUGUGCGACUAGGGUUUGGACGGCUAUAUCUAUUUUUGCUUUAAUUUGUUUGUGUUUUUACUUCGAACCUCGUGUUGUUUUGUUUGUCACAUACGCUUAUUUAUGCCAGACUUUUACAUUAGGUAGGGGUGAUGAAGUUUUUGUUCUGGCCACGUUUUGCUCAUUUAGACCCAUUAUUGAAUCAACGAAUCAUAUUGUUCUGUUGAGGGUGAUUGGUUCCCAAGCUGGUUCGAGGGUCAGUGGCUGGAAGUGUUUCUUUA